UCCGCCCCCUCCGGGCCAAGGUAGAGCGUGCUGCGAGAGGGAGGAGGGAGCAGGGGGCUGAGCUGAUCCCACGUGUGACGCUUUCAUUCCCGGCUCAGUAAUAUUCUCAUAGCGGGGCUUUGCAUAUCUCCUGCCGUAUCUGUGUGUGUCUGUCACUGUUACUGUAGUCCCAGCCUAUAGUUUGGAAUAGAUAUGGAAGGAGACGGGAGUCAAGCCACAUCCGGAAGCCUAAACGAUUCACAACAUGACCCGGGUAAAAUGUUUAUCGGUGGCCUCAGCUGGCAAACCUCACCAGACAGCCUUAGAGACUAUUUUAGUAAAUUCGGAGAAAUAAGAGAAUGUAUGGUGAUGAGAGACCCCACGACAAAACGCUCAAGAGGAUUUGGGUUUGUUACGUUUACAGAUGCUGCCAGCGUAGAUAAAGUCUUAGCUCAACAACACCACGAAUUAGACUCAAAGACGAUUGAUCCUAAGGUUGCCUUCCCUCGUCGCGCCCAGCCUAAGAUGGUCACAAGAACAAAGAAAAUAUUUGUGGGAGGUUUGUCGGCAAACACAGUAGUGGAAGAUGUGAAGCAGUAUUUUGAACAGUUUGGAAAGGUCGAUGACGCCAUGCUAAUGUUUGAUAAGACUACUAACAGACAUAGAGGAUUUGGUUUCAUAACUUUUGAGAGCGAGGACAUCGUAGAGAAAGUCUGUGAAAUUCAUUUUCAUGAAAUCAAUAACAAAAUGGUAGAAUGUAAGAAGGCCCAGCCCAAGGAGGUGAUGUUCCCACCGGGCACGCGAGGGAGAGCCCGGGGUCUGCCCUACACCAUGGAUGCCUUCAUGCUGGGAAUGGGCAUGCUGAGUUAUCCCAAUAUUGUGGCGACAUACGGCCGUGGAUACACUGGAUUCACACCCAGCUACAGUUACCAGUUUCCUGGCUUCCCGGCAACGGCGUACGGACCGGUGGCGGCGGCGGCAGUAGCGGCGGCGCGUGGCUCAGGUAGGGGGGCCCGUGGAAGAGGCGGAUACUUGGCGUACCCACAGAGCGCAGGGCCAGGCCUCCCCGAUUAUGGGUUUUACUCUGCGCCCAGUGACCAGAGGGGGGGGCCCUGCUCCUUUGCUGACUAUGCCUCCCUGGGGCCCCAAGCGGCUCAGAUGCUGCACAGUGAGCAUGCCACCUCCGCCUGCAACUCCCCCCUCCAGCACCUACACAGCCCGGAUCAGUUUAAGAACCCAGGCACCAACCCUUCGAGGCCCGGCGGUUUCCCAGGAGCCAACAGUCCCGGGCCAGUAGCUGACCUGUACGGCCCCAGCAGCCAGGACUCUGCUGUGGGGAACUACAUCAGUGCUGCCAGCCCCCAGCCAGGGUCAGGCUUCGGCCCUAGCAUCACAGGCCCGUUGAUUGCGACAGCUUUUACAAAUGGAUACCAUUGAGCAGGUGGCGGGUUGCCAUCUCAUCAGAGCAGAGUAUAUCUGGUGGCCCGGGAAAGACAGGACGAAGUUUCUAAUUGGCUUUCUGUGCAGGUGACGCUCUUCAACUUCAACAAGCACUACAGCGUCACUCAGGCAAAAAAUACCACCUACGAACGGACGAAAGCACGAAAAAAUGAGAGAAAAGUCUCAGAAAAACCACACGAAGAAGAAGAAGAAAGGCAAAUGUUCGUCAUCUCAUAAAAAGAAACAACUGCUGUACUAUAAUCCAAACCUCCUAUACCUUUACAACCUGGUUUGGCCUGUUUCAUUCAACAAUACUCUUCCUCUGUUGUUAGCAUUUUCAGUUAGGUUUUAGCGAUGUCCUUUUAGUUUCAAUCCUUUUAUUUUUGUGUCUCUUCAUUUUAUUGACUUUUUGUGUAAAUGUUUGAGUUUGUUUUUUGGAGAUUUUAUGAAGUGGUUUUAGCCAAGAAUAUUUGCAAGGCAUCUUUGUAUGAAAAGGUAUUGGAUGUUUUAACUGAGUCUGUCCACCAAAAAAUGUUCAAAAUGUGGAAAACUCAAAGAAAAAAAUGAAAGAAAAUUUCAAGAAGGUAUCUAAGUAAUAAUCUUAGUAGCUGUUUUAUUUCUUGUGAUGUCUCAUUGUUAACCAUAAUUACCUAUUUUUGGGCAAUACAAAGAGGACUUCAAUAUUUUUAUGGUCCUUUUUUAUAAGUGUUGUUUUUGUUGUUUAGAAAUAUAUAUAUAUGCUAUAAUGAAAAUUUCAUAUACUACAUUGUGAAUUCAAACUUGAGAAAAAGAAAUGUAGCUGUACAUAUUAUUCCAAGUCACUGCAUAUAACCAACUCAGUGAGAAGAAUAGCAUAUUUUUGUGAUGGUCGUGUCAAAAAGAACAUGUUAUAGCGUGUGAAUAGAAGAAAAAGCUGUAAAAAAUUAUUAAUCUACUGUUUUUUUGUUUUUCUUUUCUGCUGGAAGAACGGUAUCUACUCCACAGACACACAUAAACUUGCUGUAAAUAGUUGUAAACGUCAUUUUGCAAGUGUCAUACCAGCAAAUUUAAAAAACAAGAUUGGUCUUUUUGUCUAACUGUUGCGAUAACAAGGUUUAAAAAUCCAAAGCACACUGUAAUGAGAGGGGAAGAUUACAACUUGAAACAUUUUUUGCAGUGCAUCCUUUUAUACUCUCAAGAUUUUUUCACAUCCUGCUUGUCGUCGAAACCAUUCUGAUUCUUUAGAGAAACAGUAUAUCUGGUCUAUAAAUCCGUUCUCUUUUUUAUUUUUUAUGACGUUUAAAACUUUUUGAUGCCAUACCUCAGCCUAGGGAGUUCAUUCUUGGCAGGUAUUAAUUUAUUCAAUUUUUGAAACACUGAAACAGAAAGAAGCAAGAUUUUCAUUGCACUGUGAGUAGUCAAGUACAGGCCAUUUUUCCUAUUUGCACAUUGUAUAUGUUGUCAAAAACUGGCUCUGUGCGCAAAGAUAGUAUGAAGGAUUUCUAUGGGGUGAAAUAAUGUAUUCUUGAGUUGUAUGGAAACAGCUAGGGGACAAAAAGUAGACCUGCAGGCAUUGCCUUUAGAUAGAUCUUUAUAGCCACAUUCUGGUCUGGGGAGAUGAAUAUUUAUACAGGGUCACACACAAUUUAAGUGGUUUGUGUGCUUGAUAAUUUUACUCUUUCAAACAAUGAUAAUAAUAUUGAAUGCUAUCGUCCGCUUUAUACAAAAUCACUUAUGGAAUGAAUGGUCAUCAUUUUAAUUUUUCAUUUCAAACAACCAGGUAAAGAAAUAUGCUGGAUACUUCUAAUGGUAAAAUGGAGAUGAUGAUCAAGUAAUAAUUUAAAAAAAUACUAUAAAAAAAUCUUGUAAUGUUGAAAUGUAAAAGAAAAAAAUACAAAACUAUAAAAAAUGAAAGAUGCUUCUUUGCUGGUUUUAAUCAAAGUUUUAUUGAUACUUUGUGGUUUAUAUAUGAAUAACUGUAAAAUACUAUUAAAAUGUACUGUGCAUCCAUUG
This is a messenger RNA of Boleophthalmus pectinirostris (great blue-spotted mudskipper), 3411 nucleotides long. Its product is annotated as RNA-binding protein Musashi homolog 2. The transcript is spliced from 15 exons. Lineage: Eukaryota; Metazoa; Chordata; Actinopteri; Gobiiformes; Gobiidae. Gene Ontology annotation, cellular component: cytoplasm. The record is from RefSeq and is a predicted model, not a curated record. Bases 193 to 1416 code for a protein of 407 amino acids. Gene Ontology annotation, molecular function: RNA binding.